Striga hermonthica is the source of this 2007-nucleotide messenger RNA. Lineage: Eukaryota; Viridiplantae; Streptophyta; Magnoliopsida; Lamiales; Orobanchaceae. The record is from the annotation of a GenBank genome assembly.
AUGGCGGAAUUACUAUCACCGACCACCGGAAACCCCCCAAUCGAGAAUUCGGGUCCCGGGGUUUUGAUCGCCGAUAAUGCAUCGCGUGAUUCGAUCACUAACACCACCCCGGCCGUCGAGAUCCAGCACGACGAGUCCUCCCUGAAUGCGCCUGGCGGAGGAAUUUGUCCGCCGGCGGAGUCGACGGCGGAUGUGGUGGGGGAAAGCGUGGCCGGCCCUGAUGAGCUGGAAUUGCAGAACGCCCUAGAGAGGGAUUUAUGCCAUCUGACGAUUCAGAAGGCUGAAAUCGAGGCGGAGAGAGAGAGGUUGGAAGCGGUUAAUGUGGAGGGAGGGAAGGAUGUCGUGGGAACAGUGGAAAUAGGCGAGCUUCAUGAAGAAGAGGAUGGUAAAAAUGCAGGAAAUGUUGGAGAUGAGAAUAAGAGUGGGUGGGGUUACGCCGAGAUUGAAGGAAGGGCGAAGCCAGAUAAUCUUCUUGAAGAAAAGGGUGGAGAAUAUUCAGUGAGUGUUGAAGAUGAAAAUUGGGAUAGAUGGGGUUUUGGGGAGAAGGAGGAAAUGCUGAAAGUUGAAAAUUUUCAUGAAGAAAAAGGUGGAAGAAAUGCAGUGAAUGUCGAAGAUGAAAAUGGGGUUCGGCUGGGUUAUGUGGAGAAUGAGGGUGCAUUGAGACUAGAUAAUCUUCAUGGUGGAAAAGGUGAAACUAAUGGGAAGAGGUUCGAAGAUGAUAAUGUGGAUGGGUGGGGUUACAUGGAGAAUGAGGGAGCAUGGAAACAUGAUAAUCUUCACGAAGCAAAUGUCUGGAGUGUUGAAGAUCAAAAUGAGGACAGGUGGGGCUUUAUGGAGAAUGAGGAAACAAGGGAACUUAAUAAUCUUCAAGGAAAAAUGGGUGGAGAAAAUACCGAGUAUGUUGAGGAUCAAAAUGAAAAUAAAUGGGGUUUUGUGGAGAAUGCGAGAGGUAGUGAGGACAACAAAAUGAAUGGAGGAAGUAGGUCUGGGAAUGCUGUGACAAAGUUCGGAAGAUAUAAUCAAAAUAGUAACAAUAGGAAGAUUAACUAUCCUAUGAGGCCUGGUGCAGAGGAUUGUGCAUAUUAUAUGAAAUCAGGGUGUUGCAAAUUUGGGUCGAGUUGCAAGUUCAAUCACCCUCCUAGGAGAAAUACCCAGGUUGUUAAGGAGAGAGCCAAGUAUGGUGGGGAUAACUCAGAAAGGGGAGGACAAACUGAAUGCAAGUAUUACCUGGCAUCAGGUGGAUGCAGAUAUGGGGAGAACUGUAGAUUUUCUCAUGAUUCAGACAACAGCUCCAAGUCUCAAGUUCUCGAGUUCAACUUUUUAGGACUGCCGAUUCGAUCAGGUGAAAAGGAGUGUCCCUUCUAUAUGCGAACUGGGACAUGCAAAUAUGCGUCAAACUGCAGGUUUCAUCAUCCUGAACCUACCACAGUGGGUGAAGCUGCUUCAUCCUCUGGAUAUGACAAUGGGGGCUCCAUUUCUUCACAACUGCUUUCCUCCUCGUCUGUGCCAUCUUGGUCUUCUCCUAUGGCAGUUAAUGAGGCUUCAUCUUUCAGACCUUCGGUGUUCUCUGGUGGCCAGGGUGCCCCAUCUUCAGAUCCAGAGUGGAGUGGUUACCAGGCUCCAAACUACACCACAUCUAAUAGGAGCUUACCGACACCUCCAGCAUUUGCCUUGAGCAAUUUACCAACUGAGAUCAGCUUUUUGGUGCUCGACGAAUACCCAGAACGUCCGGGUGAACCCGAGUGCAGUUUCUUCAUGAAAAAUGGAGACUGCAAGUUUAAGUCUAAUUGCAAAUUCCAUCACCCAAAGACUCAUAUACGCAAGCCCAAGGCAGAUUCAUUUACUCUCAACGACAAAGGCCUGCCUCUUAGACCUGAUCAGCCCAUCUGUACGUACUAUCAUCGCUAUGGCAUUUGCAAGUAUGGGCCUGCUUGUAAAUAUGAUCAUCCAUCAAGUUUUGCCAACUUGCCAACCCCAUUUGAUCAGAAGCCAUUUAUACGAACUUGA